Messenger RNA from Clonostachys byssicola, 360 nucleotides. NCBI's taxonomy places the organism in Eukaryota, Fungi, Ascomycota, Sordariomycetes, Hypocreales, Bionectriaceae. The record is from the annotation of a GenBank genome assembly.
AUGCAGGCAACACGGGCAUUAUUAAAACGCUCUGUAUGGAAGGGCAUGUUCCAAUCCACCUCUACGGCCCCAUCUCGUGCCAUUUCCAUCCAAGUUUUACCCUCCAAGAAACGGUUCCUGACUCCCAGCAACAGCCUCCCAAUCGUAUGGCCGAAAUCCGCAGACGAUAAAGUGCCCCCGGUGCGCACCCAGGCCCGCUCCGCGACGAUUCUACCCAAUUUCGUCGGUCUCCGAUUCGAGGUGCACAAUGGCAAGGAAUACAACCGCGUGCUCAUCACCGAGGACAUGGUCGGACACAAGCUAGGGGAAUUCGCACCGACCCGGAGAGGUAUCGUUUGGGACAGACGAAAGAGAGGCUAA